CCUCAUCCCCUGGAAAUAAGGCAGGGCUCCUCAUCCCCUGGAUAUAAGGCAGGGCUCCUCAUCUCCAGGACAUCACAGCAGCAGUGCCUGAGCUCAGCUCACCUGGGACUCUUGGAUAUCUCCUUCCACCUGAGGAUAUUUGGCUUCCCCCUCCAGUCAUGCUCCACAAUCCAGUCUAUCCAGCCUUUGGCCAUCACUUUGCUCAGCCUCCCACCAUGCCAGUAGCUACAGAGGUUCAGAGGAGCCCCAAGAUCUCCUUCAACAUUGACUCCAUCCUUGCUAAGGCAGAUAAACCUGUCCCCAAAGUCUAUGUGGACAGAGGCGGCUGGCAGACCCCCUCUCCACCCUCAGUGCACUAUGGCUACUCCUAUGGGGCCAUGCCCUACCCUCCAGUGUGGCUCUACAAACCUGCGGCUGGCUACUCCAACUAUGCCCAGUCCCAGCAGCAGAUCAGGCUGCCCAGAGGAGACUGUAUGUGCUCCGACCCCCUGUGCAAGGAGAAAGGAAUUGCAUACACACAUUGCCCUGGCAGCCCGGUUGGGUCUAUGUCCUGGAGGGCAGCAUCUUGUAAGCUGAAGAGGAUCAGGACUGUCUUUACUCCAGAACAGCUGGAAAGGCUGGAGAAAGAGUUUCUGAAGCAGCAGUACAUGGUGGGGACAGAGAGGGUGGACCUGGCUGCUACACUCAACCUCUCAGAGACACAGGUGAAGGUCUGGUUCCAGAACCGUCGCAUCAAGUGGAGGAAGCAGAGCCUGGAGCAGAAGAAGGCCAAGCUGUCUCAGUACGGCGUCCUCCCCGCAGACCAAGUCUCCGACCACACAGACGAAAGGGAGAUGGAGGACGAGGACGACGUAGACGUAGAGCUCUAGACUUCGUAGACUCAAGCGUCUCGUCUUUAUCUGUUGACCACUAGAACAUUUUACCGUCUGGUAUAAAUGGAUGAAGGGGGUUCUGGCGUCACGGACGCUGCAGACUACUACAGGAGGACGACAUUCUCCUUUGCCAAAAAAACUAAAAAAAGCACUAAAAACUCUUAUAGAUGGAAACCCAACGAACCAACAGAUUGGUGAAGAACGGUUCUUUCAAGAAGCCCCCACUCCUUUGUCCUGUUCUUGGCCAUGAAGACUGAAGGCAACCCCCUACCUCCAUGACUAGAGAACUGUUGCGUUCUGUAUGAAAACUCUUGAUCUACAUGACCCCCGACAUGACCCAACACCUGGGUGCCCUAUUUUUUUGUAGACCAUCCAUUGGGGCAUUUUUGGACUUUGUUGGUUCUGAAGGACUUUUACAUGGCUUUUCUACUGUCUUCCAUACAUGAUAAAAGUUGGCUUCCUACGUUCCUGAUCUAGAGGGUGUAGAUUUUAUCUAAAAUGGGGUUGGGGCGUAGAAUUUCCCAUUAAUAAGGCACAGUGCA
This is a messenger RNA of Hyla sarda, 1414 nucleotides long. Its product is annotated as homeobox protein notochord-like. NCBI's taxonomy places the organism in Eukaryota, Metazoa, Chordata, Amphibia, Anura, Hylidae. The record is from RefSeq and is a predicted model, not a curated record. Gene Ontology annotation, molecular function: DNA-binding transcription factor activity, RNA polymerase II-specific; DNA binding. The coding region runs from base 159 to 869 and encodes 236 amino acids. The transcript is spliced from 3 exons. Gene Ontology annotation, biological process: central nervous system development; regulation of DNA-templated transcription; neuron differentiation.